AUGGCUAGGAAAAGAAAGGCAAUCGAGUAUGAAACUGCCAACACUGAUGGCGGAGAUGUCACGGCAGCGCUCAGGGGUGUCCAAGAGAGCCGGCAAGCGGUUCAUAGGGGUCCGACAACGACCGUCAGGGCAGUGGGUGGCGGAGAUCAAGGAUACCAUACAAAGAUACGAGUAUGGCUAGGCACGUUUGAUACCGCAGAGGAGGCUGCCAAGACAUACGAUGAGGCGGCCCGCCUCCUCCGCGGGGCCAACACCAGGACUAAUUUUUGGCCCACUUGUCCAAAUUCUUCAUCUUCUUCUCCGGCUCUCCCUUCGAAGAUCACCAACCUUCUACACAGCAGGCUUAAGGCAAGAAACAGUGCCUUAGCUACAAAUAACAAUUUUGAACCUUAUUCAUCUCCCUGUACCGAUCAAAAUCAGGAAAAUCAACUGCUAGAUGAGGCAGCUGCUGAUUUCCCUUAG
Messenger RNA from Salvia splendens (bonfire salvia), 462 nucleotides. Its product is annotated as ethylene-responsive transcription factor ERN1. Gene Ontology annotation, molecular function: DNA binding; DNA-binding transcription factor activity. Bases 1 to 462 code for a protein of 153 amino acids. NCBI's taxonomy places the organism in Eukaryota, Viridiplantae, Streptophyta, Magnoliopsida, Lamiales, Lamiaceae. The record is from RefSeq and is a predicted model, not a curated record. The transcript has a single exon. Gene Ontology annotation, biological process: regulation of DNA-templated transcription.